This is a messenger RNA of Pungitius pungitius (ninespine stickleback), 2421 nucleotides long. It is a transcript of the gene pigv, whose product is annotated as phosphatidylinositol glycan anchor biosynthesis, class V. The record is from RefSeq and is a predicted model, not a curated record. Gene Ontology annotation, molecular function: GPI mannosyltransferase activity; alpha-1,6-mannosyltransferase activity. The transcript has 3 exons. Gene Ontology annotation, cellular component: mannosyltransferase complex; endoplasmic reticulum membrane. NCBI's taxonomy places the organism in Eukaryota, Metazoa, Chordata, Actinopteri, Perciformes, Gasterosteidae. Gene Ontology annotation, biological process: GPI anchor biosynthetic process. Bases 409 to 1932 code for a protein of 507 amino acids.
CCGUUUGAGACAUUAGUUGACUUUGUAACAGACAGCCACAUACGGGUUCUCCCCGGGGGCUGAUCGCGUUUAUUUUGAAAAGACCUCGGUUACACCGGAAGUGAAAAGAGUCAUUCGAAACGAAGCAGAGCUGCUGCAGAAUGAGGAUGUGAGGACAAAGAUUGCACCUGAGCGAAAAACAAACACUGACUGACGACGAGUAUCUGUCCAAAAUAUGACUUAUUGUUUCACCCUUUCCUAACACGGUCAAACCAAUGAAAACGCGAACGCCUCGAGAGCUCCUCCGCCGAAUUUGCAUCUUUCUAUGUUUUAUAGAGACUAUGGUGAAUCCGGCAGUGACCGUCUCGUAGCAGCGACAAUGCUCCGGCCUGUCACAUCCGACUCUUCCCGAUCCUCUCCGUUGCGCCAAUGACUAUGGAUGUCAGAGCAGUUGUGGAGUUCGCCGCCGUUACCAGGGGCCUCUCACUGUUGUUGCAGGCUGUCUUCAAUGCCGUCAUCCCGGACCAUGACGCUGAAGCCUUCAGGCCCCCAAGGACAGAGGAGCCUCUGUACUUGGACCCCGCCGUGGAGUGGUCGCUGGGCGGCCUCUCUCACUGGGAUGCCGAGCAUUUCCUCUUCAUUGCCGAGAGGGGGUACCUCUACGAGCACAACUUUGCUUUCUUCCCCCUCUUGCCCGUCAUCCUCCGAGGCCUGGCGGAGACGCUGCUGUGGCCCCUGAGCAGCUGGCUGAGCGUGCGGGGCCGCUUGCUGCUGGCCGUGGCCCUGGGGAACAGUGCCCUCUUCCUGCUGAGCGCCGUCGCCCUGUACGCGCUCAGCAGGGUCGUUCUUCAGGACCGACGCCUCGCUCUGCUCUCCAGCCUGCUGUACUGCGUCACGCCCGCCAACGUCUUCAUGACCGCCGGCUACUCGGAGAGCCUGUUUGCCGCGCUGACGUUCGGCGGCCUGUUCCUCCUGGAGAAAGGGUUCACCUUCCGCGGCUGCCUGGCCCUGAGUAUAGCCACUGCUGCGCGAUCCAAUGGACUGGUUAACAUAGGUUUCCUGCUGUAUCUUCCAUCGCUGCGCGCCAUUUGCCAGAUUCGCGUUUACCGAACGACGACAAAGGGCUACAGCAAAGCCUUCCGCUACGUUUGGGCCGUUGCCGGUGUCCUGCUCACCGCCCUCUUGGGAACGGCCAUUAUUGCCCUUCCCUUCUGUGCGUUCCAGUACUACGGGUAUAGGACGUUUUGCACGCCGUCCGUCUCCCUGGAGCGGAUCCCUCCCGCUCUUCUGUCCCUGGCUGAAGUGAAGGGCUAUCGGGUUCCAGAUGAGAACGGCCCACCGCCCCUCUGGUGCAUGAGACCUCUCCCCCUGCUGUAUUCUCACAUCCAGGAUGUUUAUUGGGAUGUGGGCUUCCUGCGUUACUUUGAGCUGAAGCAGAUACCAAACUUUGUUCUGGCUCUACCCAUGGCCACUCUCGGCAUAAUGGCAGCUUAUGCAUAUUUUCAAGCCAAUCGAGAAAUGUGUCUAAGACUCGGACUUUGGGAGACGGGUGCAAAUAAAGGACUUGACAAACCCACGCCGGGAUUUUUCAACUCCCGAGUGUUUGUUUAUAUCGUUCAUUCAACAGUACUUCUGGUGUUUGGGACAUUGUGCAUGCAUGUGCAGGUUCUAACCAGAUUCAUGGCCUCCUCGUCUCCCGUGCCUUUCUGGAUAAGUGCUCACCUGCUCCUCCUCAAUGAACCACUUCUUCAUCGAAGGAAAACGUCAAAUCCCAAUGUGCAGCUACAGACACAUUCCAGAAACGGAUGCAAGCACACACCUCAAAACCCCAUUAUGGCACUGCUGCCACACUUUAAAACCUGCUCUCCUACCACACAGAGCAUCCUGGGAUACUUCCUCUCUUACUGGGUGCUGGGCCUGGCGCUGCAUUGUAACUUCUUGCCAUGGACAUGACUUAAGCUUUAAAUGUAAUGUGUCCAUGUAUGACUGGGUAAUAUACAUCACAUGUCACACGCAUAUCUUUAAAGUACAUCAGUGAUGUUCCAUUUCUGUUUCAUUCCAGCAAUUGUUAAACUUUGCAAUUUGAGAACCAACUAACAUAACUAACAUACUAAAAUGUACAAUAUUUCUGGAGCUUGGUCUGGUUGUAAAUUUCCGGAAGACUGAUUGUACUUGACAAACUUUUUAAUUUCUUGCUGGCAUAACAUUUUUAUUUAAUCUAUAAUUUGAUAUAGCUCUGCUUGUUUGGAAGAAAUACUCCAAGAUAUAGUUUGAGAAUGUGUAAAUAUGAAUGAGAAAAAAAAGUUGCUGUCAACAAAUCUUCAAUUAAGUUUUAUUUUCAUAUAGAGGUAAACCCUUUUUUUGGGGUGUAAAACUACCAGCAAGUUUGUCCCUAUAUCAUAGAUUAAAAUACCUGUAAUAAAUCCAAACCAAUUAUGUGAA